AAUCCCCAUUUCCUCCUCCUCAGCCUUCCCCUUCUUCCUCCCCAUUGAUCCCCUUCCCCACCUCCACUCGUCUCCCAAAUCGCCAGCGGAGAGGGAGAGCCAUGCCGCCUCCUCCCCUGCCCUCGCCGCCCCUGACCGGCUGACCCCACCUCCGCACUGCUCUUUCCCUUCCACCUGGGCCCCCACAGCGUUCCCCUUCCCGUCACCACCAAAUCCCCAAAUCCCGGAGGGACGAGCGAGGAGGUAAUUCGUCGCCUGAUCGAUCGGCCGAUCCGCCGCCGCUGCCGCCAUGUUCAACAAGAUCAUCAAGAGGGGGAACCGCAAGGGCGCGCGCGGGGACAGCGCGGAGUCCGCCGCGCGCCCCGCAGCGCCCUCGUCGUCCUCCGGGAGCGGCGGCGGCGGCGGCGCGGGGGGCGCCGCGCCCGUCACCGUCAACCACGCCUCCCGGGGCACAGGGCCUUCGCCGUCCUCGCCCACCUCGCCGCACGUCGCGCCGUCCGCGCUCGUGACCAACCAGGCGGCUGGGGCGGCGUCGCCGCCACUCCUCGAGCCGCUCCCGCUCCUCCGCGACGUCGCCGCCGCAGACCGCCCGGGCCUCCUCCUCCGCAAGCUCCGCCUCGUCGCCGCGGUCUUCGACCUCUCGGACUCGCUCAAGCACCCGCGGGAGAAGGAGGCCAAACGCCAGGCGCUCCUCGAGCUCGUCGAUUACGUGCAGGCUCCUGCUCAGGCCGCGGGCGCCAACGCGCAAGCGCGCCUCCCGGACCACGUCCAGGAGGCCCUCGUCGCCGCCAUCUCUGCCAACAUCUUCCGCCCGCUGCCACCCGCGCUGCACGAGUCCGCCGCCGCGAUCGACCCCGGCGCCGCGCCCGACGACGAGGAGGAGCCAUACCUCGACCCCUCCUGGCCACACCUCCAGCUCGUCUAUGACCUCCUCCUCCGAUACGUUGUUUCGCCCGACACCGACACCAAGGUCGCCAAGCGGUAUGUGGACCACGCCUUCGUCCUCCGCCUCCUCGACCUCUUUGACUCCGAGGAUCCGCGUGAGCGCGAGUAUCUCAAGACCGUGCUCCACCGCAUCUAUGGCAAGUUCAUGGUACACCGGCCAUUCAUCCGCAAGGCCAUCAACAAUGUGUUCUACCGGUUCAUCUUUGAGACACAGCGCCACAAUGGCAUAGGGGAGCUCCUUGAGAUCCUUGGAAGCAUCAUUAAUGGCUUUGCCUUGCCAAUGAAGGAGGAGCACAAGCUAUUCCUUGCCCGUGCUCUCAUCCCCCUGCACAAGCCCAAAUCUGUUGGGAUCUACCAUCAGCAGCUGUCCUAUUGUAUUGUUCAGUUCGUUGAGAAGGACUACAAAUUAGCAGAUACUGUGAUUAGGGGUCUGCUCAAGUACUGGCCAGUCACAAAUUGCCAGAAGGAGGUGUUGUUUCUGGGGGAGCUUGAAGAAGUGCUCGAGGCAACGCAGCCUGCAGAGUUCCAGCGGUGCAUGGUGCCAUUGUUUAAGCAGAUUGGUCGAUGCCUUAACAGUUCUCACUUCCAGGUUGCUGAACGGGCUUUGUUCUUGUGGAACAACGAUCACAUUGUAAGCUUGAUAGCACAAAAUCGUGGUGCUAUAUUUCCAAUUAUAUUUGAAGCACUUGAGAGGAAUAUACAGAGCCACUGGAAUCAAGCUGUUCAUGGUCUCACUGCAAAUGUGCGCAAAAUGUUUUUGGACAUGGACAGUGAACUAUUUGAAGAGUGCCAGCAUCAGUACAUGGAGAAACAAGCAAAAGCCAAAGAGAUGCAGGAGCAACGAGAAUCAGCAUGGAGACAAUUGGAAGCUGUUGUUGCUGCCAAGGCUGCUGGAGAUGAUAUGGUUUUGGUCAACUAGAUGAUUGCUGCUCACUUAUUUCAUGAGCGUCACGUGCACCUUUUGAGACAACAAGGUAUUGGUGCUAGUUGCGGUGCUCUUAUAUCAACAUUGUUGACUUGGGACUACCAGAUCCAUGUUCCUUGCACCAGUGAAAAAAAGUGUGGACCGAGUUUGAACACAUUGGUGGCAGCCAAGGCCAAUCAUGCAGAAUUUCUAUGCCUAGUGAGGUCCUGCUAUGGUUCUGACCCGUUCCUUUAUUCAGCCCCUGCUUUUCUGUUGUGUUAAUUUAUGAAUAAUUGGACUUGUAUUAAUCCUUCAUUGUUUGCCCUAGUUCCGUACCCACAAUUGGGAAAAUCCCAGUAGAGAAAAUGACUGAGCUAGAUUGUAAGCUUUUAUUUAUUUAUUUUUAUUUUUAUUACUUUUCUACUUCGGAGUUAUUUCAGUUCAUGUUGUUGUAUGGAGGUAACAUCACGAAUUCAGAUAAAAAGCGCUUUUAACUUAGUUUCUGGCAUGAUAGCAAUA
Messenger RNA from Sorghum bicolor (sorghum), 2368 nucleotides. Its product is annotated as serine/threonine protein phosphatase 2A 57 kDa regulatory subunit B' alpha isoform-like. Gene Ontology annotation, cellular component: protein phosphatase type 2A complex. The coding region runs from base 290 to 1864 and encodes 524 amino acids. NCBI's taxonomy places the organism in Eukaryota, Viridiplantae, Streptophyta, Magnoliopsida, Poales, Poaceae. The record is from RefSeq and is a predicted model, not a curated record. Gene Ontology annotation, biological process: signal transduction. The transcript is spliced from 3 exons. Gene Ontology annotation, molecular function: protein phosphatase regulator activity.